Molecule: messenger RNA, 1817 nt
Organism: Myotis myotis
Lineage: Eukaryota; Metazoa; Chordata; Mammalia; Chiroptera; Vespertilionidae
Gene: MLC1
Product: modulator of VRAC current 1
Exons: 12
Coding region: 220-1509 (429 amino acids)
Biological process (GO): regulation of response to osmotic stress
Cellular component (GO): endoplasmic reticulum; plasma membrane; cytoplasmic vesicle
Source: RefSeq, a predicted model, not a curated record
ACGCCCUCCCUGUGCUGAGUGGGACCGGGGCGGCCCCUCCGUUUCCCGGAGCGAAUCCAGGCCCUGGCAAGGCCGGCAGUUACACAACCACCGAGAACUUCCCAGGGUCACGGCUUCCCCUCAUUGACAUUCAGGACGAGGCUCUCCUGCUCCUGGCCCCGCGCAGAUCUGCUGGGCUUUUGUUCCCCCUGAGGAGUCGCUGCUGGAAGGCCCGGCAGGAUGACUGGGCAGCAGCGAGCCCCCCACCCGGAGACCGGCGCCACCAGCCCGGGGAGCGCCAUGACGCGGGAGGAGUCCUGCCGGGAGGAGCUCGGCUACGACCGGACGGCCACCCUGGAGCGCGGGAGGCCGGACGCAGAGGGCUACGCGGACACCAAGGCCGGCGACCUGCCGCUGUCGUCGAGGCUGCCCACCUGCUUCAGCCACAAGACGUGGGUCUUCUCUGUGCUGAUGGGGAGCUGCCUGCUGGUGACCUCGGGGUGCUCGCUGUACCUGGGGAAUGUGUUCCCCUCUGAGAUGGAUUACCUGCGCUGCGCUGCGGGCUCGUGCAUCCCCGCGGCCGUCGUGAGCCUCGCUGUUUCCCGGAGGAACGCCGACGUGGUCCCCAGCUUCCAGCUGCUGUUCGUCUCCACGUUCGCGGUCACCACGACGUGUCUGAUCUGGUUUGGAUGCAAACUGGUCCUGAACCCGUCAGCCAUCGACAUCAACUUCAACCUGAUCCUGCUGCUGCUGCUGGAGCUGCUCAUGGCGGCCACGGUCAUCGUCUCCGCGCGGGCCAGCGAGGCGUCCCGCCGGCAGGUGGGCGGCCGUGUGCAGGGCUCCAGCUCCGACAGCGCCAGCACGCUGCCCGGCGAGGCGUUCCCUGCGCGGGUCCUGAAAGCCUACUCCCUCUUCGCGCCCCACGCCCUGCCGGCCACGUCAGGGCCCACCUCCCCGGGGACGCUGCCUCCACUGUCGCCCACAGGUCAUCGAAGUGGUUGCUGGCGUCUCCGCCGUGCUGGGCGGGGUCAUCACUCUGAACGUGCACGAGGCCGUCUCGAGCCCGCACCUCGCGGUGACGUUCUUCUGGAUCCUCGUGGCCUGUUUCCCAGGCGCCAUUGCCAGUCACGUGACAGCAGAGUGUCCCAGCAGGUGCCUGGUGGAGGUGCUGAUCGCCAUCUGCAGCCUCACGGCACCGCUGCUCUUCACGGCCGCGGGCUACCUGACCUUCAGCGUGAGGCGUGUCCUGGAGGUGUUUGCCGACUACCCGCCAGCCCUCAAGCAAUCCUACGACGUGCUGCUGCUGCUGCUGCUGCUGGAGCUGGUGGUGCAGGCGAGCCUGCACACGGGCACCGUGGUCCAGUGCGCCCGCUUCACCGUGGCCCGCCCCCAGGAGCGCCCCGCGGAGGUGGCCAGGAGCCCCCCGAGGGAGUUCGACAAGGAGCGAGCCUGGAGAGCCGUGGUGGUGCAGAUGGCCCAGUGAGGCCCGGAGACCGGCGCAGGCCUCGUGACCUCGAGCUACUCCUCUAACCCCUUCCCGCUGAGGGCGGUCGGGCUGCCGAGGGUCUGUUCCCAAUGGGCAUAGGUUGACUGUUCCGUCUGAUUGGCGGGUCAGCUCUGUGCGGGGUGAGGGGGGCUCGUGUGGGGCUGGGCUCUGGCGCUGGUCUGCGCAGUUUCCUGGCCACCGUGCCUGCUGCCUGCUUCACUCCUCCCACACCUCACCUGGCUCCUACCCCGCUUUUUGUGGGUUUUUAAAAAAUAUAUUUUUACUGAUUUCAGAGAGGAAGGGAGGGAGCGAUAGAAACAUCCAUGAUGAGAAUCAUUGAUCAGCUGCCUCC